This is a messenger RNA of Gossypium arboreum, 1544 nucleotides long. Its product is annotated as 3-hydroxyisobutyryl-CoA hydrolase-like protein 5. The transcript has 16 exons. Bases 194 to 1345 code for a protein of 383 amino acids. Gene Ontology annotation, biological process: L-valine catabolic process. The record is from RefSeq and is a predicted model, not a curated record. NCBI's taxonomy places the organism in Eukaryota, Viridiplantae, Streptophyta, Magnoliopsida, Malvales, Malvaceae. Gene Ontology annotation, molecular function: 3-hydroxyisobutyryl-CoA hydrolase activity.
UACCAUUCUUGACAUUACCAACCACCCUUUGCUCCUUUGCCUUUACCAUUGCCAUUACCAACUACUCUUUGCUCUCUCUCUCUCUCUCUCUAUAUAUAUAUAUAUAUAUAUAUAUCAUAUUCUUCCAUUCCUUCUUCACUAGUUUUUCUUUUUUUGUGGGUUUCGACUUUAACAAUCAGUUCUGGCGAAUCAAAUGGCAAAAGAAGUUGUUAAUCCCGAUGAACUGGUUGUUGUUGGAGAGGAAUUAGACCAUGUAAGAAUCAUCACUUUGAACAGGCCUCGACAUUUGAAUGUCAUCUCAUCCAAAGUGGUCUCCCUGCUAGCUAAAUACUUAGAACAAUGGGAAAGAGAUGAGCAAGCUCAGCUUAUACUGAUCAAGGGAGCCGGGCGUGCAUUUUCUGCUGGUGGAGAUUUAAAAAUGUUCUAUGAGGGAAGGAAAUCAAAGGAUUCCUGCCUUGAAGUGGUCUAUCGAAUGUAUUGGCUUUGCUAUCACAUUCAUACUUAUAAGAAAAUUCAGGUUGCUCUGGUUCAAGGAAUUUCAAUGGGAGGUGGUGCAUCAUUGAUGGUCCCGAUGAAGUUCUCAGUUGUAACAGAAAAAACUGUCUUUGCAACACCAGAAGCAAGUAUUGGGUUUCAUGUGGACUGUGGUUUCUCAUACAUGCUUUCCCAUCUCCCUGGCCAUUUGGGGGAAUAUUUAGCUUUAACCGGGGCUAGGUUAAAUGGUAAGGAAUUGGUUGUAGCUGGACUAGCAACCCAUUUUGUCCCUCUUGAGAAACUUCCUGAGCUUGAGAAGCGUCUGAUUAGCUUGAACGUUGGUGAUGAAAACUCUGUCAAGGCUACAAUUGAGGAAUUUUCUUUGCAUGUGCAGCUUGAUGAAGACAGUAUUUUAAACAAGAAGCAGAUAAUUGAUGAAUGUUUCUCAAAGGAUUCUGUUGCAGACAUUAUAAAAUCAUUUGAAGUGGAGGCGAGCAAAGAGGGUAAUGAAUGGAUUGGUCCUGUACUGAAAGGGCUGAAAAGAUCAUCGCCAACAGGAUUGAAAAUAACAUUGAGAUCGAUUCGUGAAGGGAGGAAGCAAACUCUGGCUGAAAGCCUGAAGAAAGAAUUUAGACUAACAAUGAAUAUAUUACGGACCACAAUCUCUGCAGAUGUCUACGAGGGUAUCAGAGCCCUCACCAUUGACAAGGAUAAUGCUCCAAAGUGGGACCCACCAAUUCUUGAUCAAGUGGAUGAUGAGAAGAUAGACCUAGUAUUUCAGCCAUUUACAGAGGAUUUGGAGCUCAAAGUUCCAGAACAGGAAGAUUGCAGGUGGGAUGGAAAAUACGAGAACUCAGCAUACGCAAAAUGAAAGGACUGAGAGAUGAUACGGAUGAAGUACAAGAAAAAGUUCAUGGUUAGGAGCUGCUGCUUUCCCUGAAACACUACUUUCACCAUGGAGGAAAUCUCAUAUCUUUAGAUAACAGCUUUUUGUAUCCACUACCGGGUUCAUUUUCUGUGUUUAACUUUCGAAUCUUUACUCUUUGAAUAAAGGUAUUAAUUUACUUAAA